UAAAAUUUUUAAACAGGAAAUUUCGUGCUGUCAGAUUUGCAAUUUAUAUCAAACUAGCUACUAAACAUAAAACAUUAUACGAUUUAAUGAGAAUUCAACCCUUUAUAGUUAUCAUCUUUGAAUUUGACAGAAGGAUUCGACUUUCAAUGCCAUCUUGAAUCUGCCUUACACAAUGGCCUAGAUUGAAGGCGUUUAAUUGCUGAGAGUACUUUAUUCGCCUAGCCAUCACAGUCUUCAAAGUAUAAAAUCUGAAGCUUCCAUCUCGCGUUAGGGAGGGGGCAGCCUCUUCAACAAAAGAGUACAAAAGGCAUUAAAUGCCACCAUUAAUGUCUGCUCUCAAAAUUUUUCUUCAUUCUUUGAUUCCUAUCCACACCAAUUACUUGAAGAUUGUUGAAAAGUCUAUGUCAUCCUCAUCUACGCACCUACCCUUUUUGUGCUGUUGUAAACUGUGGGUGAACUGUGAAGGCUUGGAAAUGGCAACAGAAGUGAGUUGUUCAUUGGCGAGGGAAUUGAGUGGACACGUCGAAGAACAGCCUCAGAUUCAUGCUGGGAAUUCAGACAGUUUGAUUACAAAAGACUUGCUGGGAAGUUUGUCAAAGGCUGAUAUUCAACUUCAGCCAUUGAAAGUACAGACACAAAAAUUCAGCUUACAUAAGUCACCAUUAUCAGAAUCAGCAUCCAAUUGUUCUCCAGAUGGAAAAAACAAGAAUUGGUUACCAAAUACGAUUCAAGAUUCCAAGCUUCAAAACUUGAACUUUCCCCCAAUUAGCUUUUUUGAAGACAUGACUUCCGUGGACUUAAAGCUCCUCCAGUCUUCAACUCCAAGCAGUUACCAAAGCGUCUGCACUCUUGACAAGGUUAAAUACGCCCUGGAAAGAGCAGAAAAAGAAACCAUGAAAAAACGCUCAUCAGCACCAGAACCACCUUCGUCGCCUCCAGCAUCUUCAUCAACACCAGGAAUGUUUGCAGCUGCAUGCCCUGGUUGCUUGCUAUAUGUGAUAGCUUCCAAGACAAAUCCCAGAUGCCCUCGAUGCAAUUCUAUUAUUCCAUCUUCCCUGGCUGUGAAGAAGCCUAGGAUUGAUCUCAAUGCAUCAUUUUAAUCCUUUCUGUUUCUCUCUCUCUUUGAAUAUUGAUUGGAGGCCGGAGAUAAUUGUAACUCUAUAAUGCAACAUAGGGUCGUUUUCCCUUCCAGUCCUGCCAAUAUUUUGGUUCUUGAAAAUUUAAACAUAUAGGUUUAGAUUUCUGGUUUCUUCAGUAUAUGGACCAUAAUGGUGAUCAUAUCCCAGAAAAUUUUUUAGUUUUAAUUUAUGUGUAUUUUGGAAAUAAAGAAACUUAAGAUUUCUUGAUCUUAACUUUUUUUUUUUUAACAAA
Messenger RNA from Durio zibethinus, 1371 nucleotides. RefSeq lists its product as uncharacterized. NCBI's taxonomy places the organism in Eukaryota, Viridiplantae, Streptophyta, Magnoliopsida, Malvales, Malvaceae. The record is from RefSeq and is a predicted model, not a curated record.